CCUUUUUCAGUUACCUGUGUCUUUUUAUGAUAUUUAUGAUGACCUGCACUUGUGUUUUUUUUUUUAAGAUGAUAACAGACGUAUACUUGUGCAACAACUUUUUGGCCUGUGCUACAAACUUUAAACCUCUGUAACAUCGGUGCUAUGUGCAAAAAAGUUAACUUACAGCCCUGUUUUAAGGUUCUGAGGUAAGGAAGUACUAAAUGACAUGACAGGUUCAGCUGACACAGCAUUGGGUUAGAUGUUAAACGUUAACCUCAUAGCUGUCUCAGUACGAAGCCCUCGCCUUUAGUAGACAUCAUAGAGGCCAAAGGUCUUUUAACUUGUCUUGUAAUGUCUUUAUUUGAGCAAAUGAGCUCUGCUGCACUCUGAAAGAGGAUAGACUACGUUGCAGAAGACUCAUUUUAAAAGCCCACGUCUGUUUCUGCUUAAACUCCAGCUGAGCCUUGCAGAAGAGUGAGAAGUCAAGGAGAGAGGUACUGUUUUCAGGUCACAUCAGUGGGACAUUAAUGAGGCUUUGAUUUGACAGUGAUAUCAUAUAGAAAUCUAUAGAAGAAUGUUUUUUAUGUGCGAUAUUCUGUUCAAGAACUUUUUCAAUGUGUAUGAAAUCAUAUUUUUGCACUCACAAAUAUAGUCUCUUAAUGAAUAUGAAAUGAUAAAUACUGCAAGGAAAUCCUGAUGGAAAUUGCUGAUUUAGAAAGUAUUGCAUGUAACAAGAAUGUACAUUUUCCCAAACUACUCGACUGUACUGUAUACUGUCUCUAACUUUCAAAGCCACCAUAUAUAGAACAAUUUGCUUAUCAUGAAAGAGAUACAGCGGUUCUCAAAUAAACAAGGUUUACAAUGUCUAUGUCUUUUUGCAGGUCUUUUGCAUGCUGAGAACUGCUGUGAGGAGGUCAGCAUGGAGAACAACGUCACACAGAUCUCCCGAGAGGACCUGGAAGACCUAAGGGAUGCUUUCAAUAAAAUCGAUAUUGAUAACAGUGGCUACGUAAGCGAUUUUGAACUGCAAGAGCUCUUUCGUGAGGCCAGCUUUCAUUUACCGGGAUACAAGGUUCGGGAGAUUGUGGAGAAAUUUAUAGCUGGUGAUACCAACAAGGAUGAGAAGAUCAGCUUUGAAGAGUUUGUUGCAAUAUAUCAGGAGCUAAGAAGUAAAGAAAUAAGAGAGACAUUCCGCAAGUGCAUCUCCAGGCGAGAUGGGAUUCGAUCAUUCGGUGGAACAUCAAAGAUCUCAAGUGAAGGAACACAGCACUCAUAUUCAGAUGAAGAAAAAGUGGCUUUCGUGAACUGGAUCAAUAAAACCCUGGCAAAGGAUCCAGAUUGCGAGCAUCUCAUCCCGAUGGACCCGGAGACCGACAGUCUUUUCAAAUCUGUUAAAGAUGGAAUAUUGCUAUGCAAAAUGAUAAACCUCUCCCAGCCUGACACUAUAGACGAGAGGGUCAUCAACACAAAGAAACGCACGCCAUUCACCAUGACUGAGAAUUUGGUGUUGGCACUCAACUCAGCUUCAGCUAUCGGCUGCACGGUAGUCAACAUCGACGCUCAGGACUUAAAGGCAGGAACUCCUCACCUGGUGCUCGGACUCCUCUGGCAAAUCAUAAAAAUUGGCUUGUUCGCUGAUAUUGAGAUCUCUCGUAAUGAAGCUCUCAUUGCUUUGCUGGAUGAGUCAGAAGAGCUGGACCACCUGAUGUCAAUGUCCCCCGAGGACAUUUUGCUGCGGUGGGUCAACUAUCAUCUCAGAGCGGCUGGCUGGAAACCAAUCAGAAACUUCAGUGAAGAUAUCAAAGACUCCAGGGCGUAUUUCCACUUGCUGGAUCAGAUCUCACCGAAAGGAGGAGUGGUUGAUGAGAUGAGGAUUGACAUUGACAUGUCUGGUCUGAAUGAGCGUGAUGAUGAAAGGAGAGCAGAGCUCAUGUUGAAGCAAGCGGAUCGUCUGGACUGCAGACAGUUUGUCACUCCCCACGAUGUUGUUGCAGGAAACCAUAAGCUCAACAUGGCCUUUGUGGCCAAUCUUUUCAACAUGUACCCGGCCUUGAACAGACCCGCCAGCAAUGGCAUUGAUUAUGCUAUUGAGGGGGAAACAAGAGAAGACAAAACAUUCAGAAAUUGGAUGAAUUCACUAGGUGUGACUCCAUAUGUCAAUCACUUGUACAGUGAUCUGCAUGAUGGUCUGAUCAUUCUUCAGUUAUAUGAGAGGAUCCAGGUACCUGUUAACUGGGCUAGAGUCAACAAACCGCCCUAUCCCAUACUGGGCUCCAACAUGAAGAAGCUUGAGAAUUGUAAUUAUGCAGUGGAGCUGGGGAAAAAGGAAGCAAAGUUUUCCUUAGUAGGAAUUGGAGGGGAAAAUAUCAAUGAGGGAAGUCCCAUGCACACGCUUGCAUUAGUCUGGCAACUGAUGAGAAGAUACACACUGAAGGUUCUUUCUGACAUUGGUGAAGGAGAAAUAGUGAGUGAUCAAAUCAUUAUCAACUGGGUGAACAACACGUUGCAACAGGGACAGAAAGAUUCAUGCAUUAACAGCUUCAAGGACAAAUCAAUCAGCACCAGCUUGCCAGUGAUCGAUCUGAUCGACACCAUCAUGCCCAAAGCCAUCAAAUACGAGAUGGUGAAAAGCGGCGACAUGACCACAGAGGACAAGCUAAACAAUGCAAAAUACGCGAUCUCCGUGGCGCGAAAAAUCGGAGCCAAGGUGUACGCCCUGCCCGACGACCUUGUGGAGGUCAACCCUAAGAUGGUGAUGACAGUGUUUGCAUGCCUUAUGGGAAGAAGCUUGAAAAAAGUGGACGGCUGACCUUUCUUGAAGGAUGUUGCACAAUGCGCGUUAUUGCACUUUUUCUUCCCUGCACUUUCCGUCUGCAUCGCACCCCUUUUGCGUCUCCUAAACUCAUUUUCUUUUCUUUCAAUGUUUCUUUAGGCCUUCGAUGAAUUUACAAUGCGUUCAUUUGAGCAUUUUCUUAAUGGCACAAUGAUUAUGUUAAUCGUUUCAUUUCUGCUGACUGAGAUAGCUACUGCAUGGAGACGUCCCGUACGAUUAUUUAAAAACAUUCUUUAUUGCUUUAAUAACUGUGAAUCCUUGUAAAUGUUUUUAAUUUCCAUCGACUCAUUAAAGUGAUUCUAUAAAUUGGAGCCAGAUUGUAAAUAGUUGUAUAUUUUUACAUUACAUAAAUAAAGGUACCCAGAAGAAAUAUUUAAGCCAAUUAAAUCUUGUUAUUUAAUCAGAUUUAAAUGCCGCUGGCGACCUGCUUUGGCGUGCGGUGAAACUCAUGAUGCGUUCGUUUAGUUUUGGAUCUCAGUCUAGACAAUAUUUGUUCAUCCAUUGAGCGUGUGAUACUGCAGAGGAUAUUAUACUCUGUGAAAGCAUGUGUAAAUGCCAGAAUGUUAAUCUUUCCAAGCCAUUUCAGCUUUCCAAAUAGACAGAAAUAAUAAUUGAAUCAGCACUCACAUCAUUUAACAGUGGCUAGAAAUGCAUUUAUGAAAAACACAAUUUUCUAAGCUUGGCCUCCUGUUUACAUUUCUCUUUGCCAUGUAGUGGGUUCGACCAGCUCUUUUGAUGUAAUUGUGAGCUUCUCUCUAUGAUAACCAAGCCAUAACAUACAGCUGCACUCAGAUUUAUCCAAGAGAUCAUUCAGUGCCCAGGAUCUGUCACUCUGGACACAGUGGAUCUUGGUGUAUAUUAUCCACUUAACAAUAUGUCUCAUUUAAAGUACAGCAUUGCAUUAUUGUAGGUAUUGUAAUAUUACCAGAUUUUAAUAUUUUAAAUGGUUUGGAGUAAUGUUAGUGAUGUCCAAUGUGUCCACUCUUGGCAUUCCAGUUUUAAUGUUAAA
Molecule: messenger RNA, 3824 nt
Organism: Triplophysa rosa
Lineage: Eukaryota; Metazoa; Chordata; Actinopteri; Cypriniformes; Nemacheilidae
Gene: pls1
Product: plastin 1 (I isoform)
Exons: 15
Coding region: 803-2791 (662 amino acids)
Biological process (GO): actin filament network formation; actin filament bundle assembly
Cellular component (GO): cytoplasm; actin filament; actin filament bundle
Molecular function (GO): actin filament binding; calcium ion binding
Source: RefSeq, a predicted model, not a curated record